CGUCGUUGCCUUCCACGUCUCGGCAGGCAGCAGGUACGUGUCGCCACACAGCUUCCUCUAUCCAUGCAGCAGCACACAGGCUCAGCUCCCCUCCCUCUUCCUUCCUGAUGAUACGGAGGCGUCCACAUCCAUUAUCGCGCUCAGGCUCGUGCCGCUCGUGGUCGUACGCUGCAGCAGGCGAUCGGAGCAAACUAAGAAGCGAACAGGCCGCCCGUCGACGCCAUGGCGCCGGAUCUGGUGAACGGCGUGCUCAACUGGGUGGGGACGCCGGCCAUGGUGGCCAGCCUGCUGCUCUUCUACCCGCCCUACUAUCUCUUCAAGACAUGCUACUCCUUCCUUUCCUGGCUCUUCCCCGAGGACCUCGCCGGCAAGGUCGUCCUCAUCACUGGCGCUUCCUCCGGCAUCGGCGAGCAACUGGCCUACCAGUACGCGCUGAAUCGGGCGUCCCUCGCCCUCGUCGCGAGAAGGGAGUCGAGCCUCCGGCACGUCGCCGACCGAGCACUCGAGCUCGGCGCGCGCGACGUCGUCGUCCUCCCAGGCGACGUCUCCACCCCCGACGACUGCGACAGGUUCGUUCGGACCGCGAUCAGUCACUACGACCGAUUGGACCAUCUCGUGUGCAAUGCUGGCGUCGCGAGCGUCGGCGCGUUCGAGGAGAUCCCGGACGUCACCAGCUACAGCUCCCAGCUUGACGUCAAUUUCUGGGGUUCCGUUCAAACAACCUUCGCUGCCCUGCCUCACCUGAAGAGGAGCCGAGGAAGAAUCGUGGUGACGGCAUCUGCGACCGGAUGGAACCCAGUUCCUAGAAUGAGCAUCUACAACGCUGCCAACGCUGCGCUCAUCAACUUCUUCGAGACGCUGCGGACCGAGCUAGGGAACCAGGUCGGGAUCACGGUGGUGACGCCCGGGUGGGUGGAGUCCGAGAUGUCCAGAGGGAAGUUCCUCAAGGAGCACGGCCAAGUGGAGGUCGAUCAAGAGAUGCGCGACGCUCAGAUCGGCCUGUUCCCGGUGGAGUACGCCAAGAACUGCGCCAAGGCCAUGGUGCAGGCGGCGCGGCAAGGCGAGCGGUACCUCACCGUGCCGGCGUGGUUCGGGGCGAUGUACCUGUGGCGGCUGUUCGCGCCGGAGGUGGUGGAGGCCUGCUACCGCCUCCUGUACAUGCACGGCCAUGGCGCCAGGCAGGCCGACGCGCCCAGCAGGACCAUGGCCGAGGCGGGUGGCAAGCAGCUGCUGUACCCGACCUCGCUGCGCUCUGACGAGAUUAAGGAGUGACCAAACUGCCAACUGGUGUGUGUGUGUGUGUGUUUGUGUGUGCAGCAGAGCUCUCAGAACACCUGGGGUCAUGUUUAAUAUGUGCUAGCUGUGUGCCUUGACAAUGAAUAAGCUGCUGCUCUCUCUUUUGCAUAGUUUAAAUCUACAGUUCUGUAGUCGAUAUAAUUGUUUUGUUUGAAGCUGUUGAAGUCUACAAUUCUGCAGUUGAUAAUUGUUUUGUA
Messenger RNA from Zea mays, 1493 nucleotides. Its product is annotated as corticosteroid 11-beta-dehydrogenase isozyme 1. Gene Ontology annotation, cellular component: cytosol. Bases 223 to 1272 code for a protein of 349 amino acids. Gene Ontology annotation, molecular function: oxidoreductase activity. The transcript is spliced from 6 exons. The record is from RefSeq and is a predicted model, not a curated record. NCBI's taxonomy places the organism in Eukaryota, Viridiplantae, Streptophyta, Magnoliopsida, Poales, Poaceae.